Molecule: messenger RNA, 4834 nt
Organism: Amphiprion ocellaris (clown anemonefish)
Lineage: Eukaryota; Metazoa; Chordata; Actinopteri; Pomacentridae
Gene: tmem117
Product: transmembrane protein 117
Exons: 10
Coding region: 687-2249 (520 amino acids)
Biological process (GO): intrinsic apoptotic signaling pathway in response to endoplasmic reticulum stress
Source: RefSeq, a predicted model, not a curated record
UCGCGACACACCGCAAAGCAGACACAAACACUAAACUAUGGAUUUUGGCGGAGAUAAUGGAAAGUACAGCAAAGAAGAGGAGAUGCAGCUUCAGCAAAGACUGGGAAACUACAUAUCACUGGGUGAAGCCGGUGCAAGGUGAUUCUCAGAGAGUUUUCUGUGAAGUUUGCCAGAGUUCGUUUUCCGUUUCACACGGUGGGGAAUACGACGUGAAGCGACACAGUACAUGCGAGACCCACCUCUCAGCUUUGGCCCACGGUGGACUGUGACUUGUGACCGUUCACCUGGAGUCAGCUGGGACAGGCUUUGGUCCCCCCAUGACCUGCUACAGGAUAAAGUGCAGCCGCAGGAGCGUCCCGCUAACUACCCACGAACUGCACCGCGGGGCUCGGCGGGGGACCUGCAGGCGAAGCACCGCCCGGCUGAGCUAGCCCGCCCGGCGCAUGGACGCUCCGGCACAAUGGCAGAGGAUGUGGGGGUGCCUCUGUCGUCCAACAACAACAGGUCGCAUGGAUAAUCCCUCUGCAAGCCUCCCGUAUCAUCUCGCGUUUGGGAUGCUGUAGAGCGCCGCUGUCGGCUGGAUGAGGCAGGAGAGAAGAGCCGGAGCGGGGCUCGUCGUCCUGGCUGUCGACUGAAGAGGAAACACGGCGUGGAGCAGGUGUAGUGUGGCCGGGGGGCUCAGCAGGAUGGAAAUAGAUGCCCGUUUUCGCUACUAUUUCCAGCACCCGUGGUCGCGUCUCAUCGUGGCCUACCUCGUCACCUUCUUUAAUUUCCUCAUCUUCGCCGAGGACCCCGUCUCUCACAGUCAGACGGAGGCCCAUAUGAUCGUGGUGGGCAACUGCUUCUCCUUCCUGUUCAACAAGUACCCAGGCCUCGGGUGGAACAUCCUGAAAGUAAUAUGCUGGAUACUGGCCAUUAUCACUGGCCUGUUAGCCGGGAAGUUUAUAUUCCACCGCCAGCUCUUUGGUCGAUACCUGCGCCUGAAAAUGUUCCGCGAGGAUCAUGGCUCCUGGAUGACCAUGUUCUUCAGCACCAUCCUCUUCCUCUUCAUCUUCUCACACAUCUACAACCUUUUCCUGCUGAUGGCUGGAAGCAUGGAGCCUCACAUGGUGACAGAAUACAUGGGCAUCAGAAAUGAGAGUUUUAUGAAGAUUGCUGCAGUGGGGACAUGGAUGGGAGAUUUUGUUACUGCUUGGAUGGUGACAGAUAUGAUGCUCCAGGAUCAGCACUACCCAGACUGGGGCAAAGCUGCCAGAAGAUUCUGGAAACAAGGCAACAACAGGAUUGUCCUCUUCUGGACAGUGCUCAUCUCUCUGACGUCGGUGGUGGUUCUGGUCAUCAGCACCGACUGGAUCAGCUGGGACAACCUGAACCGAGGCUUCCUGCCCAGCGAUGAGGUCUCCAGAGCCUUCCUAGCCUCCUUCAUCUUGGUCUUCGACCUUCUCAUUGUCAUGCAGGACUGGGAGUUCCCUCACUUCAUGGGUGACCUGGAUAUGAAUCUACCAGGAAUGUCAACAACGCACGUGAAGGUCAAGCUUCCUGUCUGCAAGCGUAUCUUUAAAGAGGAGUACCACAUUCAUAUCACAGGUAAGUGGUUCAACUACGGUAUCAUCUUCCUUGUGCUGAUUUUGGACCUCAACAUGUGGAAGAACCAGAUCUUCUACAAGCCCUAUGAGUACGGUCAGUAUGUCGGGCCUGGUGAGAAGAUCUACACGGUGGAGGAGCCAGAAACACUCAGGAACUUCAACCACAGCACGCUCACCUACGAGUGGCGCUCCACCAACAUCGAUCCAAACACCAACUCAACCUAUGUUGAGCGGGACAUGUUCCUCCACAGUCGCUACAUUGGAACCAGCCUGGACAUCAAAUGCCUGGCCUUUAUUCCAAGCCUGGCGGCGUUCGUCCUCUUUGGGUUCUUUAUCUGGUUGUUUGGCCGAUUUCAAGACAGCGAGACCUUCACAGAAAAUCAAGACAAGACGUAUGAGAGGAUAAAGAGGAAGUCGCCGUCGGAGUACAGCAAGGAGAUGGGCGUGACACCAGAGGAGAUGCACGUGACCAUGAGUGAUAGUCUGAAACGAUCGGGAACACCGAUGCUUCUGUCGGUGGAUGGGCCACAUUUUGGAGCAACACCUUCGACGAAUUCAACUAUUUCCAUGGAAACCCAAGAGACACAUCCAAGCAUUGUGAUUGACAGUGUGUCGCAGGAUGAACCAGCAGUCUCUUUUGAUGUCCACAAACUCUCUCCGUAACCUUAAGAACUCCUGAAACUUUGAACUAUUCAAAGCAGACCGGUUGGAAGUACGAUAAUCAGUGAGCUCACAAUGUGAUUCAUGAAGAUCUCACAUUGUUAAGACUGAGCUGUAAGAGAAAGAUGUUUAACACAACUAUUCAUGCAAAAGACAAAGUGAUACUCACCAAGCCAAGCCAACUCCGAUGGCUAUUGCAGUCGUUUUAAUAUAUUUUUGUAUAACAACCUUUUUAAAGCCUCUAAACUGGCGCCAGUUCUGAUAACAAACAGAUCUUUUGAAACAGAAUGCAAACUCUUAAUUGACAUGGUGCUCGCUUGGAUUUUGCAUUUUCAUAAUUGAAUUUUGUCACGGUAAACUAAUGGGUGCCUAUAUCAGAGGAGUGUUUCCACAGCUGUGACAUUGCAGUCAGGUGGAUUUUAUUGUAUCAGAGCAGUGUUACAGCUACAACAGUGCCUUGAUGUUUCAUAUCUUCAGAUACAGACAGAAACGUAUUCUAACAGCCUAAACUACUAUAGGCAACAAAAUGGAAGAUGUCCCAGUUAUGGUCUGCUUUAUAAAUGUCUGAUAUAUGUUUUCAUAUCAUACGGACAGUUGUUACCUCAUUUGAUCCUCAGACUUUAUCAGUUUAAUUUGUUCUCCUGUGACGUUGCUCUUACUCAUUUUUAAAUGUAUAUUUCUUGUUGAAAUGAAAUAAUUAUCGACACCAAUGUGCGGUGAUGACCUAUUCAUAUCCCCUCACUUGAUGCUAGUUGCAGAGAUAAUAAAUGCAAUCAGCAGAGAUCAAAUAGCAACGCAACAAGCCACCUCAUGAUUGCUUAUGUGGCUGCUGCUCCUCCACUGAAUACCAACAGAGUCGGAAAGGUGGUUUUGCCCUUGGCAUAAACAUGCCAUUGAAGUGCAGGAGUGGUGUCUUCUCCAAAGCUCAGGGCUUCUUCACGUCUAGAUAAACCUUAAAUGAUUUAAAAGCAGUUUUGCAGGUAAAUGCAUGAAAAAUAUUUAUUUGGAACAUUAUCCUACUAUUUAUAUUUUUAAAAAAUCCUUCAUUUCAAACUCAGUUGAAAGCUGCAGCAUUUAUCUUUACAGUAGCUUUAAAAGUGGCUCUUUCCCAUAUUUUCUUGUGCUACUCGAUUUCUCUAAAAUACACAUAUUUUGGUCCAAAAAAAGCUUGCCCUUUGAAUUUUUUCCUGUAAAAUGCAAGGACCAAAUAAAUUACUACUAUAGUACUAACUUUUUUCUUAUAAGUUUGUCAGUAUUUCAACUCAAAUAUACAGGAGUACUUUACAUAUAUUUGUGACCAAAGAUGCCAAACAAUACAGUAUUUUGAACAGAUAUUGCUACAACAGCAAAUUUACUAAUUUUAAAGGAAUAUAUACUAUAUAUAUAUAUAUAUAUAUAUAUAUAUAUAUACAUACUCAUGAAAGACAACAUGGAAUGAUAUUAUGCAUCUAUUUGCAUUACUGUAUAAUGCACUAUAUUAUGCUAUACUAUAGUGUCCAGUGUCUGAAAUAAUUUACCUAAAAAAAGAAACAACUAAUGCAAGUAACUACAUCUUAACACCCAAAUACUUACAAAAUGAACAUAAUUUGCUUUCAAAGUAACCUGUCACCCAACAGUACAGGAAUAUGGAGUUUGGAGUGGGCCACCAGAAUAGUACUAUAGAUGUUUAAAAUGUUUCAUCAUAGUCUCUUUGGAAACUGAUAACAUUUUAAAAGCUGGUUCAAACCAGUUGCAUUAUUUUUGCUUCAGUUAACAUAAUAAUGCAUAAAAAAUUUGGUCAAAACUUUAAUAUCUUUACUCAGACUUUAAAUGGUGAAUUAAUUAUCAGAUUUUAAUGUCACAAAUUUUGAAAAGAGGGGGGUUUGGGGUGACUAUUUUAUGAUCCAUUUAAGUAAUUGGUAGUUUAUUAUUGCUGCAUUUAAACUUCCCUGCAAUUAAUUAGCUUAGGAUUUGUUUACUGAUUCUAUUAAUCCAUGAAUUAAUAUGUAACACUGUACAACAUUCUGUUUAUUCUGGUGGCUCAUUUCCUGUGUGUGUGUGUGUGUGUGUGUGUGUGUGUGUGUGUGUGUGUGUGUGUGUGUGUGUGUGUGUGUGUGUGUGUGUGUGUGUGUGUGUGUGUGUGUGUGUGUGUGUGUGUGUGUGUGUGUGUGUGUGUGUGUGUGUGUGUGUGGAGGCUUCUGAACUGUCUAGGUAUUUGCUACUGCACUUGUUUUCCUCAAAGGCCAUUCUGUGAAGAGGUCGAUUUAUUUAGCAUAAUUGGUUUGCAGCUCUUGGUUGUGUAAUUAUCCUUUUAUACAUUAAAGCUGUGUGGUGACAUCAGAUAUUAGUGUUUGACCAAAGGGCAGAACCUCUUUGGACACAAAGGGGCUCUAAUAUGUUUGUAAUGUAGCUAUUGUGUUUAGGUUAAAAGUGAGGGCUUCAUCUUCAUCGUUCAGACUGUUUUCAUUGUGUUGUGUUGCAAAGCUGACACUUCCUUCAAUUCCUGUGUGUUUUUAAAGCAGAGGAAAUCUUUCAGUGUGUGUGCAGUGUACUGUACAUCUGUUGGACCUUGUGUUACCAAUAAAUUAAUACAUUUGUUACAUACUGUA